This is a messenger RNA of Octopus bimaculoides (California two-spot octopus), 5280 nucleotides long. RefSeq lists its product as uncharacterized. The record is from RefSeq and is a predicted model, not a curated record. NCBI's taxonomy places the organism in Eukaryota, Metazoa, Mollusca, Cephalopoda, Octopoda, Octopodidae.
UUUUCUUAAAUAAACUUCUGAAAGUGUACUCUGCAGACAGAUAUAACCGCGCGCUCACAAAUCGUAAACGGAGGCAAAAGUUGUUCGAAUUACUUUGGAACUUUGAAAUGAUGUAUGAUUGGACACAAUUAAAGAGUAGCUGCUGCAACAGUUCCAGUUUACCAUUUCUGAACCUUUGUUGAAAGUGAAAAAAGGGAAAAAGAAGAAAAUAAGCAUUUGGUUGGAUAAAUAUGAAGUCCAGUGGUGAUCAUUGUAUUAUUUUGUCUGAUUCCAGUUCUGAGUGGAGUUCUCUACCUGAUUUAACAGAGCUUUCAGAUACAGAGGAUCUGUUUCUGUCUAGAUUUAACCAACCAAAAUCUUGUACAGGGACUAAAAUUGGACCUGACUUUGUAAUAGAAGUUGAUGAUGACUCUGAUAAUCAAGAAAAUGAUGUUAUUUUGAUUGAGGAUACAAAUGAUGACACCAAAAAUUCUUUUUGUACAAUACCAGAAAGGAAACCCAACACGAACUGUGUAGUGGAUGCUUAUUUUCCAAGACAGAAUAUAAUCAAAAAAUGUUUGUUUGUUCCUUAUUUAUUUCAGUCUCCGUCAACCGAUGUGAUAAAAUAUGGUAAAAGCUUACAACUUCAGUCUUUGUUGUCUAUGACACUUAUAUGUUCAUACGUUGAAGAAGGGACUGCAUUCGCCAAUUAUACAUCUUAUAUUACUGAUGUUUUAUAUAACUGCAAACCUGAUAUUUCCGUUUCCAAAAACUUAUUUAAAUUACUUAUAUCAAUCAACUCUGAUAAAUCUCACAAAAUGAAUGAAUUUCUUCAUUUGUCUUCUUCUGAAAUCUAUCGACUUCUUAAUGUUAUUUGUCACCGUUACCCAGAAAACAUCAGGUUCGUCUGGUCUGAGUUUUCAGAGAUAGCAAAGGCGACACCAGUGUCAUUAAUUAACUUGUUUUUGGUUGUUGAACUUUGUCUAAGUGUUUUUGAAUCUGAACUGAAUGAAAUUGUUUCCUCAAAAACCACUGAAAUAAAAAAGUUCCAGACUUAUAAAAUACUUGCCAAUGAAGAAGCUCAUUCCUCUGUUAGGUGCAUAAUUACAAUGUUGAAAUAUUCUUUUAAUAUUUUACAAGAAGAAAGUUCUGAUGUGUUAGAAAUUCUAAUUCAUAAAUUGCAAAAAUUACUAGAAAUUUCUGUAUAUAUUAGUUGCAAAAGUAUUUCAAUGGCUGAACAUGUUGCUAAACAUCUUGUCAGUUUAUACAAUAACCUUCCUCAAUUGAAAUACCGUAUCAAAUUGAUUACAUCUAUCAAAUCAGAGUUGAUACGAUUUAAAAUGAUGGAAAAUAUUUUGGUAUUGUAUUAUGAUAGCAUAACGUUACAAUGGGAUGAUAUGCCUGUUUCUUUUACUAGUCUAGCAGAAUGUUUCUUUCAGGCCUUACCACGGAAGAAUUCUAUGUUUAGUACUUAUAGCGACAUUGAAGUUAUAUCAUACCAUGAACAAUCUUGUGAAGAACUUAUCAUGAUCAUAUAUUACACAGUCAACAGCUAUAUCCUUUAUUUACAACGUUCUGAGCUAAAUCCUUCUUCCUCAAUUGAUGAGACUGCUGAGAAAAGGUUGCAGUAUUACUUAGGGGGAGUAUAUUCACAUAUAGAACUUCUUAAGAUACACAUGAAAGAAUUGAACCCUAAAUUUACUGAAAACACAAAUCCAUACUUAUUGAUGAUGGACCAUAUUACUGACCUUCUUAAUGAAGAUGUUAUUCUAUCUGCUUUUUAAUUAUUGUAUAGAUAAUUUUUUUUUUUCAUAACAUGUAAGUUUCUGGUGAAUGAUAUUGGUGAAUAACAAUAAUCUGAAUAAUAUAUAUAUAUAUAUAUAUAUAUGUAUAUAUAUUGUUGAUGUCAUCAGUAUGAUGUAGAUGUACGGACACAUACAUAUAUAAAUAAAAGAAAGUAGUUAGGAUCUGGAUAAAAGCUAUUUAGCAUGUUCACCCCUUUUAAGGGAUUCAUCCAUAUAUAUAUAUAUAUAUAUAUAUAUAUAUAUAUAUAUAUACAUAUAUAUAUAUAUAUGAAUUUCAUUUAUGUAUAUAUAUGAAUUUCAGCUGCUGUGAAACAUGGGAUUAAGAAACCUAGAGUAGAGCUGGAGUGAAACUUCAAAUAUAUAAAUAAACUCUACUUCGUGUAUUAAGUAAUCUUUAUUUUUCGCUCCAUUUACUUUAAGGCCUUUUGAUUACAGCUUUUGUUUCUAUGCCUUGAAUUUCUUCUUUAAAUCUUCUACAGAUUCAGCCUAAAGGACCAGCUCAUCAGCACAUAAGGGUUUGCAUGGGCAGCUAGUCUUGAACUCCUGUGUUAUAGCCUGUGACAUGACUCUUUUCUGUUAUUUCCCCACAAUGUGACAAUCAGGACUGACUUAAGUGACUUUGAGUGUUCCUCAUGCUUAUCAAGGUUUCUCUCACUUCACUUUCUGGCUCAGAGGAAAGGGCAGUCUCGCUGUUGAGUCUGUUUAAGAUGGGACUUUUUCUCUCUCUCUCACAGACACAUUUUCCACACCUCUUUCUUUUUGGUGUCAAUAAGAGCAAGUGCACCAUUAUCAUAUCAUACAUACUUCUCAACAUCUUGAUUCUUGCCUGAGAGAGACAAGGUGGGGUUGUUAAGUGUAUCAAUAAUGCUAUAUUCAAAAGCCUUAAUAGAGUCUCACUCCAUUUGUUGGUUUGGUAUAUAGCAGUUGUCUCCUUGUGAUCAUCUGUCCUUUGAGACUGGUGUUGUUUUUUGUACUGUCAGUGUAUUCCCAAUUUAAUCACCAACAUCAAGUAGAACUGGUUUACAUUAUCAUCAAUAGCAGUUCCAGCAGCCUUCAUAACCUAAACACCACUAGCUAACGUAUUGCUGUCACUUGAUUGGCUGGUCAUUCUUUUUAGUGUAUUUGAGGAAGACCUUCUCUCUUUGUUGUGUUGCUCUCAUCCAUCAACCUCUUUUAAUACCACUUCUGUGUUUCCUUCAGCACCAGUAAGAGUAAAUCUCCCAUUAUAUUUCUGUACACACUUCUCCCCAAUGAUGUAUUGAUUUUUUUCUUACCUACUGCCUUGCAAUCCAUAAUAACUAUUUGGCAAAGGCGGGAACAGGCUAGUCACUAAAAUAAAUGCUACAGGAAGAUAUCAUACUCAAUGAUUGGUAUAAAAGUAUCAUUGUCAACUGCUACAUGAGCAUGAUCUACAUCUUCUUAUAUUACCUAUUUGAGUAACUAGCCUGUUCCCACCUUCACCAAAUAUUUUAACCCGUGAGCAUUUAAUCCUGCCAUAUCCAGCCCAAAUAUUCUGUUUUAUGUUCAAACUGACCAGAUCCUGCCUUUCACAUCUACCCUACAAUUUCAUUUUGAAAAUAUACAAUCACAUCAUUGAGAUUGCUAUGUUACAAGGUGAUAAAUGAUUAGUUGAAAACAAUAUGAAUAAAUAAACAUUACAUUUGACAGAGUAAUCUGAAUGCUAAAGGGUUAAGCAUUUCAACAGUUAUGCCAAACAGAUCAACCCUAUCAAGGACCUUCAGAAUAUCCAUUUCAUUGAAAGAUGACCAUGGCACUGUGAGGAUCCUAUUUCAGUGGGAAUAGGUUGGAAAGUCCAUUUCAGCUAAUGCACAUUGACAAUUUACUAUCUCAUCUCUAAUAAUAAUCCGUCUCAUUUGCCCACCACAGCAAACCUUAGGAUUAUAUCACCAAACUGAUAUUAAUAGUUUUUCUUUCUUAGAGUAUAAUAUUGAAUAUUAAAAUAUCUUUUUCUAAACUAUUCAUCAAUUAAAUGAUGUUCAUUUUUGUCAUUUUAUUGAUAUUGAUAAAAGUUGCACGAGUUUAAUUAAAAUUUUCAUGUUUAAACUUACAUCAUUAAAAAAAAAAAAGAGUAAAUAUACAUUGAUAUGUGUGUGUGUGGCGUACUUGAUAUUAUGUCAUUGUUGUAAACUAGUAUCUUUAUCAUACAAGUGAUGUUGUUCAUUUCCAAUCUUCCAUGGAAAUGUGUCCAGCCAUGGGGAAAUUUGACCUUGCUUGUUAAUAGGUGAGGGAUGGUGAUACCAGGAGGGGCAUCCAACCAGAGGAAAUCCAAUUAAUUCAUGCCAAACAAGUAUGAAAAGUUAGAUAAUGAUGAUGAUAUAAAAUUGUUUAUCAAAACAUUUUGAAGAUCAAAUUUGAGAGGCUUCUUUACUCAACAUAAUUUCUGGACUUCUCAUGCAAGGUUCUCCACAGAUUCAAAUUUCUUACUGGAUUUUUUUGGCAGCAGAAUAAAUUUUCCAAAAUAUCUGUGAUUCCAGACUGAGAGCAUGACUGUGCAGUUGAGAAGUUUGCUUCCUUAACCUGUGGUUUCAGGUUCAUUCCCACAGUAUGGCACCUUGGGCAAGUGUCCUCUGCUAUAGCCCGGUGAGUAGUAGACAAAAACUGAAAGAAGCCCAUUGUUGUCAUCAUCAUUUAAUGUUCCAUGCUGGUAUAGAUUAGAUGGUUUGACAGCAUCUAGAACUGCAUGGUACUUGAAUGUCUGCUUCAGAUGGCUGGAUGCCCUUCCUUACACCAGCCACUUCACACAAUGUACUGAGUGCUGUUUUUUAAGACACCAUAUAUUGUACAUAUGCAUAUGUAUGUUUGUGCAUCCAGUUCUUGACAUGAUACUUGUAAAUGUAUAUCACUGUCAUAAAAGCAGUGUUAUCUGUUUUCACUUCCCCAUGAAAACAUGUUUGGUUAUGGGGAAACAUUACAUUGCUAAGAAACAAGUGAGGGCUGAUCAUUGCAAAAUCAUCUAUCGCAAAGAAUUUUCCAACCCAUGCAAGCAUAGAUAAUUGGAUGUUAAAACUUCAGAGACCCAGAGUUGUAGAUUAUCAUUGUUUUAUUUUUUGUUUUUGUUUAUACAAAAUUAAGAUAAAAAAUCCUGUUUGCUUUCUAAAAGAAAAUGUUUUUUUACACUUAUAAAGAGCAAUGUUGUUAUAUUAUUGUGAGAGAUGGGAAUGAAAUAGAGAUUGAAAGCUGGAGAGAAAUAAGGUGAGCAUUGAAUGUGUAAUGUCAGCAUGCAUGAAUGACAAUAAAUGUGAGCUCAGAAAGAAAAGAAUGAUAUUUAAGUGAAGAUGAACCAAACAACCAAAGUAGAAGAAGCCUGCAGAACAAACUUCUUCAUAAUGUGUUUUAUGAGAAAAAUAUUGUAAAUUAUUUUCAAUUCAACUAUUUUAUGUUAUUGUAACAUUACAUUGCAAUUGGAGCAGUAUCAUACUAUAAAGCAUUCCUAUCCAAUUAUGAUGAAUAAAAUAUCUUCAGCCUGUUCCCUCUU